Messenger RNA from Phalacrocorax carbo (great cormorant), 1689 nucleotides. The record is from RefSeq and is a predicted model, not a curated record. Lineage: Eukaryota; Metazoa; Chordata; Aves; Suliformes; Phalacrocoracidae.
GGAGCUGCUGGGAGGAGCGAUGGCGACUUGGCAGCAGAGGGAGAUGGCUUUGUGCUCCUUUUGCCGGGAGCCCUUCAAGACCCUGGUGGCCUUCACAGGGUGCAAGCAUUGGAUCUGCAGCUCUUGCACCAGCCAGUACCAUGUGGGCGCAGCCGGACGAUGCCCUUGGUGCUGCCUCCUCCCUCCAGCAGGGAAGGAUGGUGCGGGCAAGGGAUGGAUGGAUGGAGAAGGGGUUGGAAGCCAGCCAGCAAAGCCCCCUGAGGAGAAGUGCCAAGAGCACCAGGAAGCCCUGGAGAUGUUCUGCAUGGAAGACCAAAGCCCCGUCUGCCGGCGUUGCACCGAGUUGCAGGCUCACCAUGCCCACACUGCCAUUCCCCUCGAGGAGGCAGCUGAGGAGUACAAGACAAAACUGGAGGCAGAUGUAAAACUCCUGCAGCAACAGGUGGUGGAAGCACAGAGCUUGAAAUCCCAGGAGGAGAGGAAGCUGGCUGAGUGGAAGAAUAAAACUUCCAGAGAGAGCGAGAAAAUCACGAACGAGUUCAAUAAGCUGCACACCUUCUUGGUUGAAGAGGAGGAGAAGCUCCAGCGGAGGCUGAAGCGGGAGAAGAAGGGCACGGCCACCAAGAUAUGCAGCAACGUUGCCCAGAUGACCACGCACAGCCAGGCACUGCAUGAGCUCAUCAAUGAGCUCAACAAGAGGUGCCAGCAGCCAGCUUUGGGGCUGCUGAAGGAUGUGGAAAGCCUGCUGAGCAGGAGCAGAAAUAUCCAGGCCCGGACACUGGCGGCGGUUCCUGCCGAGCUGCGGGGCACGUAUGAGGUUCCCAACAGCGGCAUUUUUGAGUUUCUAAACCAAUUUAAAGUGGACAUGACCUUGGACCCAGCCUCCGCUCACCCCAGCCUCCUCCUGUCCGAGGACGGCAGGAGCGUGAGUCAUGGGGGCGCACGGCAGGACCUGCCGGACAACCCCGAGAGAUUUGAUCCUUAUGUCUUCGUGCUGGGAUCUCUGAGGACCACAUCGGGAAGGUGCUACUGGGAGGUGGAGGUGGGAGACAAGACCGAGUGGGACAUCGGGGUGUGCAGGGAGACUGUGAAGAGGAAGGGGAAAGGUCCUCUCUCCCCACCGGCGGGCUUCUGGAGGAUGUGGUUGAGGAACAGCAACCAGUACAAGGUCCUGCUCUCCCACCCCAUCACCCUUUCCAUCCGAGCAAAACCCAGGAGAGUGGGGAUCUACCUGGAUUACAAAGGUGGAGAAGUGACCUUCUACAACGCCACCGACCGGACCCACCUCUACACCUACAGCGGGGCCUUCGCCAGCGUCCUGAGACCCUUCUUCAGCCCUGGCUUGUCCCAAGGAGGGAAAAACACGGAGCCCCUCAUGGUCUGCCCGGCCACGGAGUAGGAAUGAGGGCAGCCGGCUGCCCGUCCCCACCUCCAAGUCCUGGGAGGAUUUGGGGGGGGUCCUAUCUUGGGGGGGGGGGGGGGAGGGUUGGGUUUAGAGCAGUUGCAUGUCCCCAAAAUGGACGACAACUGGACCAGCGCAGAAAAUUAUUUUUUUCCUUAUGAAAUAUUUUUUUCUGUCUUCUGGGAGUGUCAAUGCAAAUUUAACUCAUCUGUAUUUGGGAAAAAAAAAAACAAACCAUGGAUGUUUGGGAUAAGUCUCUAUAAACAUCCAACAUCCUUUGGAAAUUC